Messenger RNA from Papaver somniferum (opium poppy), 1614 nucleotides. RefSeq lists its product as uncharacterized. NCBI's taxonomy places the organism in Eukaryota, Viridiplantae, Streptophyta, Magnoliopsida, Ranunculales, Papaveraceae. The record is from RefSeq and is a predicted model, not a curated record. The transcript is spliced from 3 exons. The coding region runs from base 247 to 1194 and encodes 315 amino acids.
CUCUCACAUAUAUUUUUUUUGUUUUUUUUUGUUGACGCUCUCGACCUCAGCUGCCGAGAAAGAAAUACCCUAACCCUAAUUUCUGGUUUCCUGCCUCCAUUGAUUUGAGAAAUCAAUUCUUGAUCGGAUUUGGGAAUAGUUUUCAGUAGUUUGUUUUGAAUCACCUGGUGGGAAUCAAUUUCUUUCGGGGGUAUAAAGAAAUUUGAAGAGAUUUGAUUGUUGUUGAUCUUUUUUCUGAAGAAAAAGAUGUCUCGUUGCUUUCCUUACCCUCCACCAGGGUAUGAGGUGAAGAAGAAUGGCGUUCUUGACCUGGAUCUUCUUGAAUCGAUUAAGCGAGAUAGUGAGAAAAUCAAGAAGGAAAGAAAGAAAGAGAAGAAGAGAGAUAAGAAACUUAAGAAGGAACAAUCGAAGGAAAGUGGGGAUACCCAAAAGAAAGAACGAAGUCACGAAAAGAGGCAUAAAUCAGAUGGCAAGGCAGGAGACGGUCUAAAGAAAAAAGAGCUUGAAUCUGAGCAAUUAGAGAAAAGCUGCCUUACUGAAGACCAAGGGCAACCUGCCAACACUCAGAACCUCUAUGAUUCAUCUGACAGCACACUGAAUAGUAACAACAAGAGGAAGAGACAUAGUUCACCUUCUGAUGUCAGCCGUAGCAGUGGGAACUCAGUGUUGAUCAAAUUGCCUCUCCAAAAACACAAGGAUAUAGAGCUGCCAACAAGCAACUCAGUGUUGAUCAAAUCGCCUCUCCAAAAACACAAGGAUAUAGACCUGCGAACAAGCAACGAGCAACCCUGCUCUGUAUCAGGAAGAACUGAGAUCAUCACAAUCCUGAGAGAUGAAUUACCCUCUCUAAGAGCAGCCAAGCAGUCUUGUUCCACAUCAGGGAGAAAUGAGCUUCAUACGCAAGAUGUUCAUGUUCCAACAAUGUGUAGCUCUAGAAGUGCUCCACGUGGUAUAGAUUUGCAGUUCAGAGAUCUGAUUGAGAACUGGGUGCCACCUACACUGCAACUUUAUCGAACUGAUUUCGAUGAUCAGGAGUGGCUCUUUGAGACGAAUCCACAACGAAGGCAUGAAGCCAAAAGAUUAAAACCUAGUAGCAUGGACAUUGACUCAAGUCGUGGAAGCUCAGGGUGGCCACGAGCCUGUUACUUGCCUGCUGCUGAUAUAUAUUCCCUGCCAUACACAGUACCCUUCUGAAGCAGAGCUAGCAGACUUAUGUGCCGCGAAAUAUUUUUUCUGAUCCUUUAUAUGGACUCGUAAUACACACUGGCUGUGGAGUUUUCAUGUAAAAUGAGAUCCUGAGAGCUGAGUUUCGUGUAUAUGUAACAACAGAAAUGAUUAACACACCGUGAUGUUACACCACGGGGCGCACCGAAGCAUUGCAUGUGAGAGGGGCUGGUGGGGGCCACUUCUGCCCGCACUUAUCCCGAUGCUGAGCACGCGCAUCGGGACCGUCCAUUGCCCUCGUUAUGCAUUUCACGGUGUAAAACCGUUGUGUGUGUAUCACAGCUGAUGUAACAACAGACACCUCUCUCUAGAUGUGCUCUAGACGUGCUCAAACAUUUAAAGAAAUAGAAAAAAGAAAUUAUGUUCGUGGUGCAUGUCCCCAAACUUUAU